CUCUCCGGUCUCUUCGAAUGGGCAGAGAACGACCGUUUCUCCUUCGACGACUCCGACCGCUUCGAGGAGGACUCGUUGUGCAGCUUCAGCAGCGAGCACGAGUCGCUCUGCAAUAACUGGCGAGGAUGGCGACGACCCGCCGCGGCCUUCGGCAUGUCCAAGAAGCCCUUCGAGGACGAACAACCGGUGCCAACUCUGUGCGAGCUCGCGGCACGAUGCGUCGCCUCCCACAUCCCCUUCGAGCUGGUGGAGCACUUUUACCCGCCGGUACCGGAACAGCUCCAGCUGCGCAUCGCCUUCUGGAGCUUCCCCGACAACGAAGAGGACAUACGGCUCUAUUCGUGCCUGGCGAACGGUAGCGCCGACGAGUUCCUUCGCGGAGAACACCUAUUCCGUUCUAGAAGCGUGAAGGAACCCCUACAGAUCGGAUUCCACCUGAACGCCAGCGUGAACCCGCAAAUGGUCCCGAAUGGCGUGCGACCUCAGUUCAACGUCGCCGUGACCUUCGACCGGCGGAAAAUCACGUCCUGCAAUUGCACCUGCUCCUCAACGGCCUACUGGUGCGCGCACGUGGUAGCCGUGUGCUUACACAGGAUACACAUGCCAACCCAAGUAUGUCUGAGGGCUCCCGUCAGCGAGUCCCUGUCGAGAUUACACCGGGAGCAACUGCAAAAGUUCGCCCAAUAUCUCAUCAGCGAGUUGCCGCAGCAGAUUCUACCUACUGCUCAGCGGCUGUUAGACGAGCUACUGUCGAUGCAACCGAGCGCCAUCAACAUUUAUUGCGGAGCGCCCGACCCUACCGCAGGAGCCUCGGCUCACGACCAGACGUCCUGGUAUUUAGACGAGAAGACGUUGCACGAUAAUAUAAAGAAGAUCCUCAUCAAGUUCUGCGUUCCAGCUCCCAUAGUGUUCAGCGACGUUAAUUACCUGAGCACAACCGCGCCUCCCGCGGCUGCCGAAUGGGCGUCGUUGCUACGGCCACUCAGAGGCCGUGAACCGGAGGGCAUGUGGAACCUUCUCUCGAUUGUGCGCGAGAUGUUCAAGCGGAAUGACCGCAACGCUAUACCUCUUCUGGAGAUCAUCACGGAGGAGUGCAUGGCCUGCGAGCAGAUCCUCGUCUGGUGGUUCAACACCAAGGUCGCGCUGCUCAACGGCACUGGAUACGGCGGCAAGCAUAAUAUGAACAGCAACGUUCACGCUUCCCAGCACGCGUGCUCAUCCCUGUGCGAUGAGAUCGUUGUAUUAUGGCGAUUAGCCUCGUUGAAUCCCGGCCUCUCGCCAGCGGAACGUGAAAUGCUGCAUGCUCAAUUUAUGACUUGGCACCUGAAGAUCAUAGACAAAGUCACCAAGAGCCGCGGCAGUUCGGUCUCGCACAAUCCGCACAACAGGAACAACAGCGGUAUGCAGAAAGAUUCCUUAAAGCAUGACGUCGCUGUAUUCACCGGUUUCAAGCCUGCACUCGAGGCUUGCUACCUGGACUGGGACGAGUACAUCUUGCCCGGCAUCACCUACACCGCCGGUAGCAACCCCAUGUAUCACUGUCCGUUUACCUGCUUUCGACACGCCGGGGACACGAGAACGGAGGUGAAUCAGGUGAACUCAAGCUCGGCCGUGUUAAAUUAUCAACCGCCGAUCUCACAUCAUCACAGUCGUCGACCGUUGAACGUUGGCCUGGUCGAAUUCAGUUACCUGGACAGACGGCGACUGAAUCCGCGCGAGUUCUCGAUGUGCUCGAGGAACGCUGGCGGUGGCGGCGAUGGGAAUCGUAGCAGCGUCAGCUCCGAGGGCUUCUGCGAGAACGACACUGACAUUCCCGACAUCACGGAAUCUCAAGUCGUCCUCGUUAGACAAGGGUGCGCUCAGCUGAACAACUGUGGUGAUACGGAUUCGCAGGAGGGAGGUGGCAGCGAGUCGUCUUCUAACAGCAACGUCAGCUUGAAGGAUGCUCAAGGCUCGGACAAUCCCCGCUCAAACGCCUCGUCCGAGACGAAUAGUGAUAGUAACGACAGUAGUAAUAACAAGGCCUCCUGCGAGGUCAAGUGCAGCAGGAUGAAUCACCCGGAGAAUCGCGACAAGUCGCGCGUGCAUAAGGACGCGACGGUCAAGAGCGAGCAGGAAUCCGAUCAAGAGAAAGAAGCCAGGCGACCGUUCAAGGACGAGAGCUCCUCGUCCAGUAGUGACAGUCCCUCGGGCGAUGAGUAUCAUGUGUAUUAUUACGAUCCCAAGACCAUGACCAACAACGGUGGCUUGCCGAGCAAAUACAUGAAAAACACCAGCCACGCCACGAGCACUCCGGACGCCAGCACGGUCUUGGACAAUCUGAAGAAAAUUGAGGAUCCAUGGGACAUCCUGUUCUCGCGAGCGGAAGGCCUCUACGCUCACGGUCACACGAGGGAAGCCUGCAUCCUCGGUGUGCAGCUGGCCGAGGAGCUCUUGGCCAAUCCGCCCGAUCUCAUGAUCGAGGGACCGCCAGCGCCAGUGAAGAGCAAACGGAAAAAGCAACACGUGAAUCCGGCGUCUCACCAGUUAACGUGUCUCGCGUCGGCAACUCUGGCGAAAUGCGGCUUCCUGUGCACGGUGUUGGCCGAGAAUCCGGAGCAUCACAAUCUGGCGUUUCGCGUGGGCCUCUUCGGCUUGGAGAUGGCCAGGCCGCCGGCGAACACGAAGCCGUUGGAGGUCAAGCUGGCUCAUCAGGAAAGCGAAUUAGUAGUAUUACUAAAGAGAAUCCCCCUGGGACCGGCGGAGUUAGCCAUGAUACGACAGAGAGCGGAGCAAUUGAGGGACGGCGUUAUGCGAUCAAGAGGACACGCGCUCUUGCCCAUCAUGUUGGCCAGCUUCAUAUACGACGCGCUCGACGUGCCAAGAGUGAAAUUGCCGGCAGAGAUCGACCCGAAUCUCGGAUUCGACGCAGCCGUGGCUGUCUUGGGAUUGAAAGCGAACGUGAGCGAAGCGGAUCAUCCUCUUCUUUGCGAGGGGACGCGUAGACAGAGAGGGGAGUUGGCUAUCACAUUGCUCGUUCAUUACAAAGACGAUCCCGUGAAAUUGGCUAGAAUCAUGGACAAAUUACUGGACCGAGACGUUCAUCAACUAAUCAAAUCGCCCAUUCUCAGUAGCUACUACACCUCCAACCCUCCUACUAAGAGCGAGAUGUCAAGAUGUGUUCACGACGAGGAACGCUCGUCGCCUCUCACCGGGAUGGACAACGGCGGGAAUGGUGAUAACAUCGUCGGCGGUAGCAGCAGACCUCACAGCAGUACGAGCGCCGAGCUAGAGAGUGGUAUAAGCGCGCUGACCGUACAACCGCAGAUUGUUCAGCCAUCUGUGCCUAUUAGAACUAAAGAAACGCGAUAUAAGAGUAAAAGAGUAUAUCCGUCUAUUCCCAAUCAGCCGUCGGAAGCGAGCGCACACUUCAUGUGCGAGCUCGCCAAAACUGUCCUAGCGAAGGCUGGUGGCACCAGCUCGACCUCGUUGUUCCAUCAGCCAUCCACCAGUCAGAACCAUCACGGUCCGCACAGAGCGCUUCAUAUGUGCGCUUUUCAGCUCGGUUUGUACGCCCUCGGUCUGCAUAAUUGUGUCAGUCCGAACUGGCUCAGUCGCACAUACUCGAGCCACGUGUCCUGGAUAACCGGUCAGGCGAUGGAGAUCGGAGCGCCGGCUAUCUGGUUCCUCAUCGACAGCUGGGAAGGCCACUUGACACCGCCGGAGGCUGCCAGUAUAGCUGACAAGUCUUCGAGAGGCAGCGACCCGAAUAUGGUCAGAGCGGCGUCGGAGCUCGCUUUGUCUUGCCUGCCGCACGCACACGCGCUCAAUCCCAACGAAAUCCAGAGAGCUAUAUCUCAAUGUAAGGAACAGAGUGAAGCUAUGCUGGAGAAAGCAUGCAUCACAGUGGAGAACACCGCGAAAGGCGGCGGUGUUUACCCGGAGGUGCUUUUCCAGGUGGCCAAGUAUUGGUACGAAUUGUUUCUCCGGCGAAAUCCUGGCGGCGAUCAGCAGGAUGAAGUUCCACAUGAUCCUUUGCAACUGGAUCUCAACGGAGUGUUGUUAGUCGAGCCAGGGCCUCCCGUGGACUUGCCGAAUAGCCAGAUGAUGCCCGGACCGACUCAAGCGGUUGUUGUGACCAGCACGCAACCGCCGCCUCAGCCUUACUCCGCUCACCCGACAAUUACAACUUUGGCGCCUCUAGGAGUCGGCAUGCCAUACGCUGUAGGCCCCUUCAGUUUUGUACAUCCCCAUCAUUCUAUCGCGACAUUCAGUGGCCCGAUGCCGCCUCAUCGUGUCACUCUACCACCCGCACCCCCGCAUAUGCAGAUGUACCAUGCGUUUCCACCUCACCCCGGGCAUCCGCAGCAUCCGCAACAUCCCCCACACCCGCAUCACCCACCUCCACCCGCACCGCCGCCACCUGGGCCGCAGUAUUACACGGCACAGCCUCCACCGACGCCAGGAGCGCCUCAUCACUUGUAUCCCAUGCCAGUCAAUGUCCAAGCGGGAGUAGCUGGUCCUCUCCCAGGACAAAACACCUUACCCGGACCGCAAUUGGUCCAAACACAACCCAUAAUAUCUACUGUGAGAGCUCAACCCCAGGUUCACAGGCAAAAUCAACAAUUCAGUCAGCAACAUUUGCGGACUCUCGUCUCCGCCUAUCGCGUGGGAAUGUUAGCUUUGGAAACAUUAGCUCGUAGAGUACAUGAUGACCGACCUCAGGCAAAGUAUGCUCGAAAUCCGCCCUACGGGGAGGACGUCAAGUUUCUGCUCAGGGUUGCGAAACGCCUCGGCACACAGUACAUGCACCAGCUCUGUAUCUGCGCUGUCAACAGCAUCGUCAGUCCCUUUGUUCUUCACCAUGUCGCUCUGGAAGCGGCUCAGUAUCUUGCUAGAAACAACCCGGCGCUCAUUCUGCAGCACUUGAGAUCUGCCCUAUUGGCGCCGCUAGUACACAAGUGCCAACAGAUGUAUAUUCAGUGUAUGCAUCAGAAGCUCUACCACUUAACAUCUAGCGAUUACGAAGAAUUCGCCAGUGUUGUAUGCGCGGCACGGGCUGCCUUCCAGAUCAAUCCCGAAGGAAAUACUCAGUUCAAGGAAUGGCUGCAAUCCAUUAAAAGAUCUCAAUCCUGCAAUAAAGAAUUGUGGACGCAGAUUAACGCGGCGCUACAACAGACCGGCAAAUGACACAGAAUCGAGCCAGCCGCGACGUGGCUCACCUCCCUUCCUCAUCACCCUCAACCUCCACCACCGCCGCCGCCGCCGCCGCCGCCACCGCCACCACCACCACCCACGAC
Harpegnathos saltator (Jerdon's jumping ant) is the source of this 5279-nucleotide messenger RNA. It is a transcript of the gene Dora, whose product is annotated as zinc finger SWIM domain-containing dorado. Lineage: Eukaryota; Metazoa; Arthropoda; Insecta; Hymenoptera; Formicidae. The transcript is spliced from 21 exons. Gene Ontology annotation, cellular component: Cul2-RING ubiquitin ligase complex. The record is from RefSeq and is a predicted model, not a curated record. The coding region runs from base 154 to 5169 and encodes 1671 amino acids. Gene Ontology annotation, molecular function: zinc ion binding.